Molecule: messenger RNA, 2266 nt
Organism: Eurytemora carolleeae
Lineage: Eukaryota; Metazoa; Arthropoda; Copepoda; Calanoida; Temoridae
Product: motile sperm domain-containing protein 1
Exons: 6
Coding region: 342-986 (214 amino acids)
Cellular component (GO): cytoplasm
Source: RefSeq, a predicted model, not a curated record
GGCUGAGUUGACCCUUGCGCUUCUAGCAUCUGGUGAUAGCGGUCGGAGCAGUUAACCUGGAGCGGGAUUAUUGGAUACCCGGCCCGGAUUUGUUAACAUCCGCCCCCCCCCCCUCUCAUCACACUAAGUAAACUGUAAACAGUAACAUAAACACGUGAACUAGGAGAACCUUUAACUAACAUGGAGAACGUGAAAAAAAAUAAUAGUAUUGUUUACAAACAAGUGAAACCGGUUUUUGCUUUUUAAAGGAAUAUAUCAGUGAAUAAUAUCUGGUCAGUGAUCUAAGUAUCUGAGAAAGAUAAAUCAGUGUCUCCGGAAAACUACUCUAUCCUGUGAUAAAGAUGAGUUCAUCAAGUACAAGUAUAAUGGACGGGAGAAUCCCUGUAUUCGUAUUUCCGGUCCAGCUGGACUUCUACUACGACGACCAGACCACACACAAGCGUGUUGUUACCAUCUAUAAUCCCUACGAGUUCGAUGUUACGUUUAAGGUGCUGUGUAACAACCCUAAGAAGUAUGCCGUUGUUGAACCCGAAGGAAGAAUAUCAGGGCAGAAGUGUGUUGAUAUAGUUAUAAGACAUGUAGCUGUAUCCCCACAGUCUGUAGAAACCACGGAUAAAUUUAGAAUUCACAUGUUCGAAGAAGGUACUAGCGAGAUCCUUGGAAAGAAGGAUGUGUUGGCUAUUCUGCAUCCUGGGCUACCAGAGGCAGAAUCAGCCUCACUAGGCAACAAACAGAGGAAAUCCCAGCCAGGGUUUCCUCUCCUCAAAUCUGACGGAGAUUCGCCGCCUAGAGAUGUUCCUGUUCCCAACUAUAUUGCCUGUUUUGCUGCUGUUGUGUGUAUUUUAGCCCUUUUUCUUCCAACAUCGUGUGAAAAUGAUAGAAGUCAAUUAUUGCAGGAUUAUCCUUGGUUGCAUCUCUCGCUGAACCAGAAACUUGUUUUUGCGUAUGUACUUGGUCUGGUCACUAUGGCCAUUCUUAGGACAUAGAGCUUUAGUACGCUUUUUCUGCGUCAACCACGACACCGUGAUAUACAUACAGCAAACAUAUAAUUCUAAUUAUUUGCGUCAGUUUGUUAUGAUUAGAUCUGUGCUUUAUUAAACUACACUGUACAAUGUACACUGUACACUGUGAACAGUGCAGUACUGUUCAACACAGUUCACCCCGUGUUUGCCAUUUGUUUAUUAAGAUAUCAAGAGUAGUACGCUUUAUUCAUAUCUUAAAGGAAUUGUCUACGUAGUUUCUGUUGACCCUGUAUUUGAAGUAUUCACAGCCAGACAAUGAAGGAGAUUGAGAUUAUAUUUUAUCUGUUAGAGACAGAAAAAUACAAUAUCAUCCUCAUUGUUAAUUCAAUAGAGGGAUACAUGGUACAAUUGUGAAUUCAAUAGAGGAAUAAAUGGUACUAUUGUUAAUUCAAUAGAGGAAUAAAUGGUACUAUUGUGAAUUAUGGAUUGUAACGUUUGAAAUUGAGUGUCAAUCGAAAUAAGGUAGACAGUCUCUUUAAGAUUUAUUCAAUUAUAAGAUAUUUGAUAUUAGUUUUGGCAUUAAGUAAACAUUUUUGAAGGUUAAAUGUAAGAUCAUUGUAUUUUGUUAUUAUUCAGUAUGUUAUGUAGUAUAGUCUUCUAUCUUGUAUCCUAGUAUUCUGUAUCCAAGUACCCUAGUGUCGUAGUAUCCAAGUAUCCUUCUAUCUUGUAUCCUAGUAUCCAAUUUCUGUGGUAUCCUAGUGUAAUAGUAUUGUGAUAUCCUUUUUUCCUGGUGUAUUGGUGUCUUUGUAUCCUGGUAUCCAAGUAUUCUGAAUUCUAGUAACCCACUAUCUUGAAUCCUAGUAUUAAAUUACUGUAGUAUCUUGGUAUCCUAGCACCUAGUAUAUCCAAUAUAUAUCCAAGCACUCGAUAAUAUUAAAUACAUUUAUAAUCAUAAUCAAAAUUACAACAAAAUUGCAAGAAACCAACAAGUUUGUUUAUAGAAAGGACAUGAGUUCCAUUUUGAUUUUUUUUACUCUCAAUUACGUUUUUUUAUUUAUUUUUUUAAUUAAAAAAAAAUUUAAGGGUGAUAUUUUUUAUUGAACACACUAAUUUACUACUUUGCUGUUUUUUGUUCACCCCGUAGGUAUUGUUUAAUUCUAAGUUUUCUUUUUGUUAAAAUGUCGUCCGUACGGUAAAAUACUAUAUUGGGCUUUGAAUUUAAUGGUUUUCAGAAGACAGAACUUAUGCUGUUAAGAUUAAACUUAAGUAGAGCUAUUUACUGCAUGAAUUAAGAGAAGUAAUUU